Molecule: messenger RNA, 1185 nt
Organism: Acaulospora morrowiae
Lineage: Eukaryota; Fungi; Glomeromycota; Glomeromycetes; Diversisporales; Acaulosporaceae
Source: the annotation of a GenBank genome assembly
AUGUUAAGGAAUCUUGCCAAGAAAACGUCGCCGAUAAUUGGGGUCGCCAAAAAAGGGUUUCCUCGUGCGGUGAGCUCGGUGGUGACGCCGACUCAAGAUGAAGCUCGAGUGAGUUAUUCUUUCGAACAUAUAUUUCCAGUCUUCGCACUCCACGGGCAAGCAGGUACCACCAAGUAUGGAGGAAAGUAUACGGUUACGUUGAUUCCAGGUGACGGGAUUGGUCAAGAAACCUCUUCCGCUGUGAAAACUAUUUUCAAAGCAGCAAAUGUUCCUAUUGAAUGGGAGCAAUUGGAUGUUUCCGGAUACACCCAAGAGGAUGAUAUCUUAUUUCAACAGAGCGUUGAAAGUUUAAGAAGGAAUAAAGUCGCUUUGAAGGGCAUUCUCUACACGCCAAUAUCCAGAAUGGGUCAUCAGUCGUUCAAUGUUGCAAUGCGAAAGGGUCUCGAUAUAUAUGCGUCACUGGUUAUCAUCAAGAAUAUCAAAGGUUAUCCCACACGUCACAAAGAUGUGGACUUUGCAAUUAUUCGCGAGAAUACCGAGGGUGAAUAUGCUGGUCUCGAACAUCAAUCCUAUCCAGGAGUUGUGGAAUCGCUUAAAAUUGUGACUAGAGAAAAAACGGAACGUAUUGCACGUUUUGCUUUUGACUUUGCACUAAAAAAUAAUCGCAAAAAGGUCACGUGCGUUCACAAGGCCAAUAUCAUGAAACUCGGUGACGGACUUUUUCUCAACACAUGUCGCGAGGUUGCCAAAGAGUACGAAUCAUCAGGAAUCGAAUUCAAUGAUAUGAUCGUUGACAAUUGCUCUAUGCAACUGGUCUCCAGGCCACAACAAUUUGAUGUCAUGGUCAUGCCAAAUUUGUAUGGUAAUAUCGUGAGUAACGUCGGUGCGGCUCUUGUAGGUGGUCCCGGCAUUAUACCCGGUGCCAACAUCGGACGUAACUACGCCCUGUUUGAACCGGGAUGUCGGCAUGUCGGCAUGGAUAUAAAAGGUCGUAAUGUCGCUAAUCCGACAGCGCUGAUUCUUUCGGGAGUGUUAAUGUUACGCCACCUGGGAUUAGACGAUUAUGCCAGUCGAAUUAACAACGCCGUCAAAAGAACGAUUCAAAGUGGAUCGGUCAAAACACCUGACAUGGGAGGAACAUCAACGACCACUAAUUUCACCCUAUCGGUCAUCUCAAACUUGUAG